GCCAAGAGUGACAAUCCUGUCCUCUGGAAUAUUCUCGCUUCUUUUCCACGCAUUGCUGUGCUCAGAUGUGUAAAAUGCGGCGUCGGUGCAGCUGCGCGCUCGUCUCCCCGCGUUCAGGCAAUUUAUUUAUGAGAGGAACUGAAUAAGUGGCACGUGCGGGCGAGGAAGACACGCCGAGAGCGAAAGCGCCACCAGCCACCGAACGCGAAAGUAUUGCGCGAAAUUCUGCGCUGAUCGCGCGGGGCGUCGCACCGGAGAACUUCUGCGCGACGUCAUAAUGCGGUGCGCUGCCGCCACGGUCGUCGAGUCAGACGCCGUCCUCGCGAGCGGAGGGAGCGCGCGAACGCGUGACUGCGCUCCGCUGGUGGCGAUGGUCGGCGCGCGGUCAUGAGCAGAAGCUGGGAGUGAGAGCACAGCCUCCGAGAGCAUGAGCGUGGGGCAUGCGUGAGCUCGGCCUGAUCGUGUCCCGCAAGGCUGCGAUGGCCCCCUGGAGUGUCUUCUGCCUGUGCUCCUUCACACUGCACCAGCUCAUGUCCGCUCUCAGCACAGAUGCUCUGCCAGGUGAGACUUCCUCUCCUGAAGACCAUCUCCUGGUACCCGGAGACACCCUUGACCUGACCUGCCCCGUUCAGACUGGAACCCAGUCCCUCAUCUGGUUGAAGGAUGGAGUGGUUGUUUCAUCAGACAACCGGACAUUGCUAGCGCAGAACAUGCUACGGGUCAUCAAUGUGUCACACGCGGACUCGGGAGUGUAUGCCUGCAGGUCACAGCGUGGCAGUAUGCUACUCAGCAAGUACAGUGUAAGAGUCACAGAUUUAUUGUCCUCCGGUGAUGAUGAAGACUUCGACGUGGACUCGGAGGAUGGAGAAGCUCCCCACUGGACCCGACCGGACCGCAUGGAGAAGAAGCUGCUGGCAGUGCCGGCAGCCAACACGGUCAAGUUCCGAUGCGCGGCAGCCGGGAGACCGACGCCUUCCAUACACUGGCUGAAGAACGGCAAGGAUUUCAAAGGAGAGCAGCGGAUGGGCGGCAUCAAGCUCAGGCACCAGCAGUGGAGUCUGGUGAUGGAGAGCGCGGUGCCGUCUGACCGCGGAAACUACACCUGUGUCGUGCAGAACAAGUACGGCACCAUCAGUCACACCUACCAGUUGGACGUGCUGGAGCGAUCUCCCCACAGACCCAUCCUCCAGGCAGGGUUGCCAGCCAAUCAAACAGUGUUGGUGGGCAGCGACGUGGAGUUCCACUGCAAGGUCUACAGUGACGCCCAGCCCCACAUCCAGUGGCUGAAACACAUCGAGGUGAACGGCAGUCGCUAUGACCCUGGCGGCGUCCCCUACGUCCGCAUCCUGAAGACGGCAGGUAUAAACACCACGGACAAGGAGUUAGAGAUUCUGUUCUUGACCAAUGUGUCCUUUGAGGAUGCAGGGGAGUACACUUGUCUAGCGGGGAACUCUAUUGGCUACACUUUCCACUCUGCAUGGUUGACUGUGCUCCCAGUUGAUGAAGAUCAUAACGAUGAUGACUAUGCUGAUAUCCUCAUCUACGUGACUGGCUGUGUGCUCUUCAUACUCACUGUUGUCAUCGUCAUCUUGUGUCGCAUGAGGAUGUCUGCGCAGAAGACUUUGCCGAGCCCCCCAGUGCAGAAACUCUCAAAAUUCCCACUCAAAAGACAGCAGGUGUCCUUGGAGUCCAACUCAUCCAUGAACUCCAACACACCUUUGGUUAGAAUUGCCCGUCUGUCGUCCAGCGAUGGACCAGUACUGGCCAACGUGUCGGAACUGGACAUACCUGCAGACCCAAAGUGGGAGUUUCCUCGGAAUAGGCUGACACUGGGCAAGCCACUGGGUGAGGGCUGCUUUGGACAGGUGGUAAUGGCCGAAGCCAUUGGUAUAGACAAAGAGGAUCGCAACAAGUCCCUCACAGUUGCUGUCAAGAUGUUGAAAGAUGAUGCCACUGACAAAGACCUCUCGGAUCUGGUGUCAGAGAUGGAGAUGAUGAAGAUGAUUGGCAAGCACAAGAACAUCAUCAAUCUGCUUGGAGCUUGUACACAAGGAGGCCCUCUGUACGUGCUGGUGGAGUUUGCUUCGAAGGGGAACCUGAGGGAGUACCUGCGGGCACGGAGGCCCCCUGGCAUGGACUACACAUUUGACACAUGCAAGACCCCCCAAGAACAGCUGUCCUUCAAGGACCUCGUAUCCUAUGCGUACCAGGUGGCCAGAGGGAUGGAAUACCUGGCUUCCAAGAAGUGUAUCCACAGGGACCUCGCUGCUAGGAACGUCCUUGUUACAGAGGACAAUGUCAUGAAAAUAGCCGACUUUGGCCUGGCUCGAGAUGUACAUAACAUUGACUACUACAAAAAAACAACAAACGGUCGGCUGCCCGUGAAGUGGAUGGCUCCGGAGGCAUUGUUUGACCGGGUCUACACACACCAAAGCGAUGUGUGGUCAUAUGGGGUGUUGCUAUGGGAGAUCUUCACCCUGGGAGGAUCUCCUUAUCCCGGAAUCCCUGUUGAGGAGCUCUUCAAGUUGCUUAAGGAGGGCCAUCGCAUGGAAAAGCCAGCAAAUUGCACCCAUGAGCUGUACAUGAUUAUGAGGGAGUGCUGGCAUGCCGUCCCCCUGCAGAGGCCAACCUUCAGGCAGCUUGUGGAGGAUCACGACCGAGUGCUGUCGAUGACUUCUUCCAAUGACUACCUGGACCUGCUGGUGCCUUUCGAGCAGUACUCUCCUACCUGCCAGGAUUCGAGCAGUUCUGGCUCACUGGGGGACGACUCUGUCUUUGCCCAUGACUCUGUGACGGAGGAGCCUUGCCUACUUGAACAUUACCAGAACGGUGGCAUCCUCAGGACAUAAAUAUCUGCUUCCUCUCCAUCAGCUUAAGGGAAACGUUUAAUGAGCGCGUAAUUUUUAAAUUUAAUUUUUUUUUUUUUUUUUUUUUAAAUUGUCCAGCACCAGCCUGAAGAAUAGGGUCUUCAGGAGCGUUUCCGUCAGAACGAAAAUUCCUCGCAGCCGUUUGUUUCUUGCUAUGUACAUCGACGCCACUUUGUGCCUUCCCGGUACGGGAAAACACCAGCAAGGUGUGGGGAAUGCGGCGCUCUCUCAUAUUUGGUACUUACAUGCAAGAAGAAGAAAGAUCUUUAUAUGCAAACACAGGAGCCCUGGAGAAGUAGAAGCAGCAGGACCUCAGGCAUUGCAUCCCUCCAUAGCAAGGUCAAACUGCAGCACCACAUGGUGGCCAGUCUUUGAAUUUACUGACUGUAACUUUUUCAUUUUUCAGAACGGACCUGAAGGACAGUAUUUUUAUGUCCAGAAUAAAACGUCUCUGUUUGACACGGACACUCUUCGCUGAAUAAAAAGACAGCAUCUGCUCUCACGUAUUUCAUGGGGGGAACGAGAAAAUACAUCCUACACACCUGUACUGCAUACACACACACACACAUUUACUCCAUGUUAUGCUAUCUUCACAAAAGGGAUCACUGUUUUUUAUUUAACGUUUUGUAAAAAUAUAGACGUGCAUCAUAUUUCUAAAAGUAGGGGUAUACUUUUAAAGAAAUAUUUUAAGAUGGUGUCUUUAAAUUCGGAGCAUUGCAAUCGAGGAUAUACUGCUGUGAACUUACACAUUAAAACUUAGUUCUAUCU
Messenger RNA from Scleropages formosus (Asian bonytongue), 3635 nucleotides. It is a transcript of the gene fgfr3, whose product is annotated as fibroblast growth factor receptor 3. NCBI's taxonomy places the organism in Eukaryota, Metazoa, Chordata, Actinopteri, Osteoglossiformes, Osteoglossidae. The record is from RefSeq and is a predicted model, not a curated record. Gene Ontology annotation, biological process: fibroblast growth factor receptor signaling pathway; protein phosphorylation; multicellular organism development. Gene Ontology annotation, molecular function: ATP binding; fibroblast growth factor binding; fibroblast growth factor receptor activity. The transcript is spliced from 18 exons. Bases 441 to 2849 code for a protein of 802 amino acids. Gene Ontology annotation, cellular component: plasma membrane; signaling receptor complex.